Messenger RNA from Trichoplusia ni (cabbage looper), 7485 nucleotides. RefSeq lists its product as uncharacterized. The record is from RefSeq and is a predicted model, not a curated record. NCBI's taxonomy places the organism in Eukaryota, Metazoa, Arthropoda, Insecta, Lepidoptera, Noctuidae. The transcript has 14 exons. Bases 127 to 7428 code for a protein of 2433 amino acids.
UACAACAACAACACAGAAAGCAUAGUCAAAAUACUGCCGCAGCACUUAAUCGAAAAAUUAUUCGGAAACAAACGCCGACGGACGGCAAGGAAACUGUCAAAUGAUUUAUAUGAUUAUACACCGUCCAUGGAUGCGUUUACCGAUUAUUUGGGAAACAGACUGAAACGCGACACUGCAUCAGACGAAAACGCAGAUAUAGAUGAAGAAGUCGAUGAAAAAUACUUAUCAACAACUCCUAAAGAAAAUUAUGGAAGCCUAGCAAUACUAAGGACCACAAAAGAAACCAACAAAUUCGGUUUUGUAGACAUCGACCUAGUGCCUCAAUCAGUAGUCCUGAGUCUAAGAGAUAAUUCAUCAAAACACAGCAGAUUCAAGAACUUCUUCAAGAAAUUCUACUUCAAGAAGAAGAAACCUAAAACUUAUAAAGAUAGAAAGGCGUUUAAGCGGCAAUGUUACAUAACUAAUAGAAGAUCUAGAUUCAAUCCGAUUAGGAAAUUAAAGAACAUGUUCAAGGUUCGAACUGAGGAUGAAAAACCUAGUCACAACCCACCAAAUUAUAGAGCUCCUAAUGUUCCAGAUUAUGAUAUGAUCACAUCACACAUAGAUACAUUCAAACAUAUUAAAUAUGAUAAGCCUUUAUCUAUUGAUGAGAUGAAAAAACAGAUUCCUAAUAUAAGUGACGUUAUAGAGCCUGAGACUACUCUGCAUACUAGCACAAAUAGACCACCGGCUUAUUCGUAUAAAUUGGAUGAUAAGGACAGGGAUCUUCUGUACCAUUAUCAUAUACCACAUUCGACUCCAAAGACGGCAACUGUGGAAGUUUUAAGUAAGCCGCCGACUGUCACGGCCACUACAUUAGCCAGCUCCUCAAAAGUCGCGCCUCCACCGAGCUCGACAGCAGGUAACCAGCCUCCCAGUAACGUGAUGACAGUCAACGUCAAAACUAUAAAAUCCCAGUCGCAGGCAACCACCACGCCAAAACAGGAAGUUCACGAAGACACCUCACCUCUGAUGACGUUAGACGAUAUGAACCUUGUCCUAACGAAUAUUCAGCAUAAACUCGCAAAGACGCCGAGAAACUUCCCGAAGCUCUCGACGUCGUAUUACAAACGGGGGACCCUCCGCGAUUAUAUAUUCAGCAGACACCACCCCACACCUGUAUAUAGGAGACCGCUCGAAGAACUCACAAUUAGAAACAAAUUGACGAGGAUAGCCAAGUUCCCGAUACGGAAGCGGCACUUCAAAAACAAACGAAAUGAAAUGCUAGCACAGCGGCCGAUGGGUAACGACUAUAUGAGCUUCCACGAAGGUCCUAUGUCUCGGGUGUCGAGACGAGAAAUGAAGAACAGGGUGCAGUACGCACAGAAUGCGAACAGAGCUAACCCAGGACCUAUGAUGAGGAAGUCGCCAAACGAGAAAUACAAACACACUGACUACUUCAAUGAUCUGCUGAUGUGGCAUAAUGAUAUCCUCAAUCUAGACCGAGUUCCUGCCCCAGUCUGGAAGAGUAUCCUCAAGAAUAUACAAGCGGAGACAGGCGAUGGCUUCACAACUCCAAACAUGAACAAUCUAGUCAGAGAAUUGGAUGAAAUCAAUGAAUUUUUGGACUACGAUCCAAGAAGCGUGAGUCGAUAUAUAAAUAUGCCAAACGCCUCCGUCAACGCGACCUUAAGAGAGGCGGACGCAACUUUCACAAACUUCAGAAGCUCACAUACGAAAAAAUUGCAGAAACCAGACCUCAUUAGAAGUGUGGCGAUGGAUGACAAAGCAAUAGUCACUAGUAAGAAUAUUCUAAUCAAAGGUGAAGCGAAAUUCUUCCAGUACAAUAAACCGAAAUUCGACAGAGAUUUGAAUUCGAAGAAUAUUAUAGAGAAAUUGAAUAUACAUAGGAAAAAUGUGAACGCUGGCAUCCAAGGGAAUAAGGUCACUAGAAUGGACAGUGAAGCUCCGAAUGAGCCAGCGAUCCACGUUGACACCACUAUGCUGGCCUACGAUGAUGACGUCGAUUCUGUCACCAACGGCGUUGAUGUUAAGAAGCUGUCAAGGGAUUCGCAAAAGUCUACAAAAGCUAGAAUAAUGAUGAAGAAUCAUUCACAGCAUACUCCUCAUAUGAAAACCAACAAGGCACCAGUACAGUACUACACGACGCCUUUACCAAUGAAGUCCAAUGAAUUCAACAAAUUCUUGAAAGACAACAAAAUGGAUGUAGAAUCCGUCACGUCGCCAAUGUUUGAACUUCCAUCUUUCGUCGAAUCUUGGACUCCCAAAAUGGCAACUAAACCAUCAACAUCAACAACACUUAAAACACUAACUGUCCUCAAAGAAACCUCAACAGAAGCUAAGAGAAAACAAACUGUGCCCAUCAAAGCAACUAAAACUGAAAAUCAAAAACAAGUUGCACCAACAACGCCAGGAAUUGAUGAUAAAACUAUGAAACUAACAACCAUAACUUUCAAACCCAUGACGACUGUUAUCACCACUCAUUCCAUGCAAGCAAACAAAUCAAAUCGACGGGAUAUUUACGACGACUUCGACAGAUACAAACGGUUCAGCGAGUUCUACAAAUAUCCUCGCAAUUUCAUAACAGGGAGAUCUCCAUUUAAAACAACACCAAACUACUACAAACUUUUAAAGAGCAAAAUGAAACUUUUUGAGAAGAAGGCGCCGUUGACACUUCGCCGACUGACCACGGACGCUUUCACAUUAGACCCUAGAAACAAGGAAGUUGAAAUAACUAUAAUAAACUUUGACGAUAUCGAUAAAAUGACUACGAGUUACAAAGCUUACGAGACUAUAACAGUGCCUCCGCUUAAUAAGAAAGACGAUCUGUCGACCAUUGCCAGUGAUACAACAGAACGCGGUAUGGAAUUAACAACGGACACUCCGAAAUCGGAUAUGAACCCUAACCCACCGGACGCAAUACACAAUGAAUUGCUCUACAAGGACAUUUUCAAAGAGCCAGCUUCAACAUCUUCGACAACGGAGUUUACUCCAGCCGAUUUCUUGAAAAACAGUGAAUUUACUGCGACGACGGCAUCUUACGCCCCUGGACCGCCGAAAGUUAGGAAUCCAUUUGAUUUUAUCAAUCGAUUACCGGCUGGUAAGAUGGAUAUGCCGAAACGAGUCCAUAUUAGCAGCCAUCAUUAUAAAUAUGAUAUCUUUUAUAAUGACGAGAGGAGGAAUAAGGCUAAAAUUUCGCGACCGAAAUUGUCUCCAGUGGGAUCCAGGCCGGCUAUCAAAAUAACGCCGAAAGGAAGUUACAGCACGAUUUUUAGAAAAGCUGUAUCGAAUACAGAGAUGAGGAAGAAAGUUUCUAGACAAAGGAACAGAACUAGAAUUGUGCGUGAUGUGAGCACAGCGAAGGUUGAAACCGAGGCGCCUUCGGGAUCGCUGGUGUACGACCUGAAGCACCUGCGCCGCUCCACGGAGAUCCCGAUACGAGAGCGGCACAGGAGGCUGUUCCGGAUCUCAGCGAUGAUACAAGACAGAUUUAAGAGUUUGAUGAAGAAUUCGACGGUGAACAGAACGCCAUCAGAACAAACGAGGCACGUUCCGCAACUGAGGUGCACUUGUAACUGUUCAGGCCUGCAGUGUAACACAACAUGUCCGCCGCCGGAGAACCCGAAAUGCUGCAACGACACGACGGAGGAGAAACCGGUCUGUCAGAACAAGACCACCUGCUUGGACCAGAUGAAGAUCGAUGGAUACCCGCUUGCCGGCCCGAACUACCAGCAGAACGCUGAAGAAUGCCCCGAGAUGUACUACGAGUCGGAGUUGAACCGUCCUCCACACACGACGCGACCGGAAGACCCGGUCAUACUGACAGUUAAAGAACACAGCGAUAGAAAGAGAGAUGUACCUUCAGCAGAAAACACGUUCACAGCGAAAGACGUGGCCGCGCUAGAAGUGAUCGUGGAUCUCAUGAAGAACACUCUGAGUUACGAAGAAAAGGACGUUGCUAGUGUCUUCAACAAUAACUAUAUGCAUCAGCCCAUCGGUACAAAAUCAGCAUCUCAUUACAAUAACGAUACCACGAAUUCCAUACAAGUCCAUAUCGCAAUACCUUUCGACCUGCAACCAGGGAAAAAGAGGUCGCCUUUAGACCCUGUUCGUGUUAGAAAGGUGUUCUCAGCGAAAAUGUCCUCACCGGUUGAUCUGGAGUACCAAGUACACUCCUUCGAAGGGACCAUGGCCCCAACUGUCGCCACCCUCCAGAGUACUCCAUACCUUCACAUGCAGAACAUAAGUUACAACAGCACCUUCCCAGAGGACAGUGGAGGUCUCUCUCCAGGUAUGUAUCUACUAGUCGACAAACCUCGAAGUGGCUAUGCACUAAAACCAGUCAAAGCUAAAGUUGAUUUGUCAGCCUUAAAAACGCGCCAAGCGGCGGCGGUGUCGUCCACGCCGGCUGUGGCGUCCACAUCAGCUUCGGCCACGUCAGCUGUGGCGUCCUCCACGGCCGCCAUCACGGAGAACAAACAAGAAACGACAAGUAUAAAGAGUCUCGCGAAAGUCACUCUCAGCAAAGACUUCAUAGCAGCUGUCAAUAAACAACUCAUCGAGUUGUACGAAAAUAUGACAAGAGUUAGCAAAGAUACGGAACAGAAGGAAAGGGAUGAGAGAGAACUCAAAAAAAAAGAAGAAAAGAAAACAAGAAAGACGAGAGCUAUUUUCAAACACAAUGCCAGCGAAGAAUGUACGGACGAAAGUGUCAUCUGCAAGAGGCGCAUUGAUUGGGAUGCUGUGAAAAAGUAUUUCGGUCAUGACAGAGUAUGUAAUUGUAAGUGCAAAGCAAACAAAGCCAUGUGCAGAGCUUGUGCAGCUAGCGAUGCCGUCAUAGAUGAACUAACAUUCGAAUUUGACAACCUUGGCAACUACAUGAGAGAUCACUGUACAGAAAUACAAACGUUCUUCUGGAUGAACCCCACAGGUGGGCAAAAACUCAGAGACUCGGUGAGCAAAAUCGACAAGAGUUUAGGUGAUUAUUAUAAAAGGGUUAAAGGCAAGUGCCAGGGUCGACCCUGCAAGACAUUUUCAAAUAUCGUCGAUAAGAGGCGAGAGACAAAAAUCACAAAAACCCACACGGUUCCGAAAGGGGAAGCCGUCAAGCAUCUGCUUGACGAUCUCUCAGGCAUAGCUGAAGAUUUAAAUAAAACAGUUGCUCUAAAGACAUGUUUCAAUAGAAAACUUAAAGAGGAAGGCGAGAAAUUCCUCCGAGCAAUCAACAACUGUUUGCAAAAGAAACAUCUCGAAAAACGCACGGUAACCUCAAUGAGUACGAAGCGUAAACUGAUUAAAAACGUGUAUUCUCUUGACAAUAUUAAUGUUAACAUCAUCUGUAACCCUGAAGUUACUUCCACAACAGACACUUUCUACCCCACUACAGUACAAGUGCCACAUUCUGAUACCCCAACAACGAAGGUCGGCGACCACCUCUUCGAUUACGAAAUCGAUGACACCAAACACAAGAAACGCAAAGGAUUCAAAAAGCUUUUUCCUAGGAAAAACAAAAAAGACAAAAUGUUCACCUACUAUGUUCCUAUGUACACUACUAGUAAAAAAAGCAAAUUGCACUUCAAACGGCAAGUGGAUGAGAUGGUGACUCCUCUGAUAUCGGACGGCGGCGGCUCCUUCUGGUACGAUUACUUAAAAGGCAGUACUCGUGUUGUUAGAGAAUCUAGUAGAGAGACACCGAAAUUUGGUAUUGCUGUUCUGCAGACCGGCGGAGCUAUCGCGGCGCCCCAUCCACCGGGCACCAGCACGAAGGCCAGGGGACCCGUCAGCAAAAUAUACAUGACCGUUAAGACCAACUCAAAGAAGAGAAAGAUGCAACGAGACACAGAUCCGAUGUACGAAACCACCACAGACUACCUAAGCCAUAAUAUUAACCAGUUGUUACAGCUCUUUGGAAGUCUUCAAGAUAUUGAAGCCAUGAACAUGAAUUCUAAUCGAUCUACAAUGUUUUUAGCUCAUAGGUCGACAAAAUCUAAAAAGGUUAAGACAAAGAAGACGACUAAACCAGCGAAGCCUAUUAAGAUGCAUUACAGAGGUCCCACGACCCCUUCGGAAGCCAGACCACAACCGGUUAAAGUUAGCUCGACAACUAUAAAACCCGAAUCAAAGGAUAUGUUACGUCCAAACGCAACAGAAUCAGCUGAUAACAAAAUGUCGAAUGCAAAAGUUGCGGCAAUUCCUGUUGUAAUACCCGAGUCAACUACUAAGAUUAUCGAAAAUUCCACUCUAAGCUCUAAAGAAACUAGUCAGAUAGAAAAGGAAGCUACUGCUUAUGACCCGAGCGAUCCUUAUGGAAAGUUAGAUAGCAAGAAACCCUAUCAAACAGACACGACCUCCUCACUUGAUUCUACUACAAGUACUACAACAUCUAAUUCCACGUACUCUCCAUUCACCAACAUGUCGUCACCGGACACUACAGGCACGUCAAUGGACACCACCACCCCAUCACCAUUCAGCACGACACCCUCCACACCGACCACACCCACCACACCCACCACACCCACAUAUCAAACCCAAUUCACCACGAAACCCGCAGUUUUAAACAACAUGGGCACGGCUUCCAGCACAAAGAAAUUCGAUUUUGUAGUAGCAGACACGAGAGUACUCGAAGCCCCCGCAACGUCUGCUAAACAAGCUAGCGUGAAAACAACACAAUGUUUAAUGGGGAAAAUAAAGACAGCAACAUUCAAAUUCUUUGAAAACGUUGGUAAAGGAUACACAUUUAAUGAAAUGGACACGCCAACUACAAUAGUACCGUACCGAUCAGAUAGUAGUUUCGAACAAACCGAGUCAGCGAACUUAGACAAGAUAAGUGAAACCGAAAUGAAUCUGAUGGCGCAGCCUGUUACGCCGGAAGCUCAAGGGACCACACACAUGAGUCCUACAAUUGUCAUCAUCAACGAGUAUGACAAUCCGAUGAACAAUGAUGUAUUAAAUGAUCCCAAUAGGGACAUUGAAGGUUAUAAGAACUUGCUGCUGUCUAUAAUCCAGUAUGAGACGAAUAAACUCAAUGAUGAAUGGCAUAAGAUCGCGUACGGCAGUAAGGAAAGAGAUGAGGAUGUCAAACGAAGUAUCAUUCAGAUGAAAGGUGACACGACCCCUAAGAAUAAAUCAUCAAAAGUCAAGGAGAAGCCUCUUGAGGAGAUGGACGUGAUGCAAAACCUUAAAUCUCUCAAAGAUUUUGAAUUACAAAUACCUGAUCCCAAGGACUCAACCAGGAAGCCCGCUGGCAUCCUCGGUAAACUAGCCAGCAAAUUUGGCAUGAGGGUCGUAGCGGCAAACAAAAAAAAGAAACAUUUUCUGAAGAAAUAUGACUCCUAUGAAGAUUUGGAAGGGGUCACCUUUGGCAAGGGCGAGUAUAGACUGCCAAGCAAGGAUGACGUCUUAGAGCAGGGGGAUAACGCUGUCAAAUAGGCAGUCCAUAAGAUAUACCGAGAUGUGGCAAAGAAUACAAGAAAAGUAUUAAAAAAC